This is a messenger RNA of Cottoperca gobio, 2228 nucleotides long. Its product is annotated as transmembrane 6 superfamily member 1-like. The transcript is spliced from 10 exons. The record is from RefSeq and is a predicted model, not a curated record. NCBI's taxonomy places the organism in Eukaryota, Metazoa, Chordata, Actinopteri, Perciformes, Bovichtidae. Bases 282 to 1382 code for a protein of 366 amino acids. Gene Ontology annotation, cellular component: lysosomal membrane.
GUGUGUGUGCGUGUGUACGUGUGUACGUGUAUUUGUGCGUGCGAAUGUCUGUGAGUGACAGUAUGUUGGUGACAGAGAGAGAGAAAGCGAGAAAGACCUAACAAGACAGAACAUGCCUACGGAAGCGGGUUUGGAAGUUUGUGCCUUGUUUUAAUUUCAGACACAUUCCUUUCCCCCAUUCCUUGAGAUAUGACUCGCAGACUAAACCGGGGGCUUUAUCAGCUGAAUUAUUUAAAAUUCUCAAUUCUCGCAUAAGAUAAAUCGCUUAAACCUGGCCAGCAAUGAGCGCGUCUGCAGGGACGGGAGUAUUUGUGCUCUCCCUGAUGUCCAUCCCCAUCUGCUUUUUAUUUAAUUCCCUCAUUUACAGCAACAGUGCUGAAGCUUUCUUCUUCGCUGGGUGUUCAACAGUCAUCAUCCUGGCCAUUUCAGUCCAUUUUAUGUUUAAGAAGAAGGCUCCAGUGGAUCCUCUUUUCUAUGUGUAUGCAGUGUAUGCCUUCUUCAGUGUGGUGAAUCUGAUCAUUGGGCUGGAGCAGGACAACAUCAUUGAUGGAUUUGUGACGUUUUACCUCAGAGAGGCAGAUCCACAUAUUAACACAGCACAUGGGCACAUGAUCUCCUAUUGGGAUGGCUGUGUGCACUAUCUCAUGUACCUGCUCAUGAUUGCUGCAAUUGCUUGGGGGGACAGUUACCGAGCAAUUGGACUCUACUGGGUGGGCUCUUUUCUCAUGCGUGCCAUAGUUUACAUUCUUGGGAAUACUGUGGGGAAGUAUGGGACCCAAGUUAAUCCUCUCUUCCUCCUCCACAUGCUAUAUAUCUCAGUGUCUGUCUGGGCCUGCUUCCGCAUCUUCAGCCAGCCCUCCACACGGGACACUGAGUUGACAAAGGCUGAAAGAAAAAGCUUACUCCACAGACCUCUGGACUUACUGUUCGUCAUCUACCUCAUCCCUGCUUUUGCUUUCUGUGUCUUCAGAGGCCUGGUUGCUCUGGACUGCUCCAGCAAAUGGUGUCAAGGAUACACACAACAGUAUGAGCCUUACAUGAAAGACCCUUCAGCCUAUCCUAAAGUACAGAUGCUGGUGAGCAUGCUGUACUCUGCACCAUACUACAUCAUUACUCUCUAUGGGCUGAUAGUCCCAGGAUGUGAGUGGAUGCCGGACCUGACUCUUGUACACUCUGGAGCACUGGCACAGGCCCAGUUCACUCAUAUCGGUGCGUCACUUCACACACGGACACCGUUCUCCUACAGAGUGCCUGCUGACGGCCAGCCUGUCUUCUUGCUGUUCAAUAUCCUGUACGCUAUUGUGCCUCAGGCUCUGUGCUACCGCUGUCGCACCAGGCCUGCGUUCUUCCUCAGACCAACGUCAGAUAAGAAGACUGAAUAAAAUAGAGCGAGCGUGAGACGGAGCAAGAGAGAGCCAGGGAUUUCAAGUGCUUGCAAAGUACAGCUCUCUGUUUGCAGUUAUUAGUGGUUGCUAUUUUUGGAGAGGGCUAAGUGGAGGUAUUGGAAACAUGACAAAAUAUUCCAGGGUCAAACUGAGUUUGUGUCAACUAGCAUUUAUGUUCUGUUGCUUAUUUUGAAAAUGUGUUUGUGUGUGUAAAGCAACAGGAAGGCACAUACAUUGUUACAGCACAGAGAAGCACUUUUAGAUUUGUGUAUGGGAUUCAAACAACUUGACAGUUCUUGACAGUUACUCUUUGUUCUGAUAUUUUUGGUUACAAAACAGCUUUGUUGUUGACAUAGGUUUCUGUGCAGUGCCUUUUUACUAAUAGGUUGGCAAAUAUAGAAAUUAUUCCUAUGUGUCUUUACAUGUUAAAUAAUAUAGGCUACAUUUUAUACAAUAGAUAGGUAUUCAACCAUUUAAGGGCAUUUGGUAAACAAAAAUGGUCUUUUGUCAUGUUCAGAUAUUCAGUUAAUUAUUUUAAUUUGUCAUUUAAUUUUGACUAAUAUAGUUAGCUUAUUUCCUAUAAUAUAACUGAAGAAGGUCAAAAAGGAAAGAUGAUGUCAUAUGCUGUACAUACAGAUUGCAAAGCCCCCUUAGGCAAAUUUGUGAUUUGUAAUAUUGGACAAGGUACAUAACAUUUACUUGACUUGCCAAGUGGAAAAACCUCUGCAUUUAGAAAAAAUAUUGCAUUUGUUGUUAACGUUCAAAUUAUUACAUUGAAUUUAUUCUAUAGAUUCAAUUAUUCUAUAAUUAUAAAAUGUAUAUAUAAACUAUGAUUGUAAUUCA